Chlamydomonas reinhardtii is the source of this 1630-nucleotide messenger RNA. RefSeq lists its product as uncharacterized. Lineage: Eukaryota; Viridiplantae; Chlorophyta; Chlorophyceae; Chlamydomonadales; Chlamydomonadaceae. The coding region runs from base 111 to 308 and encodes 65 amino acids. The transcript is spliced from 2 exons. The record is from RefSeq and is a predicted model, not a curated record.
CUUGUAGACACACAGCGUUUGCCCAAUGUAGCUUGCAACACCCAUUCGCCCGAGUGGACUGGGCGCUGCGUCGGCGCGCGGUGGUCGGUCGCGGGUUGUGGCCUGAAACGAUGGGUGUCAUCCAUGGCCGCGAAGUCGACAGCGUGACACGAGAAUUCGCCGGCAUCCUCUUGUUCCUGCGACGGUGCGGCCCAACCGCCGCAGCCUGUCUGUCCGCCACCCGCACUUUAUGGCGACCGCAACCACACCGUGGCCAGCGCCCAGCUGCGCUACAGUUUCCCCGGCCGGCACUCGGCCAACGGACCUAGCAUCGCAUAAUAUGGCCGCUGCAGCACAACAUGUGAUGUGACGACAAUCUUAUUACUAAGGCUGUCACCGUAUGGACCGUUUACGGGGGUCUUACGUAAGUGUGCAAUUCAGAAAGGGUGUUGGGUUUGGGUGGAGUGGUGUGGGACGAUGUCGCCGCCGUGGCAUGCCUGAGCCGGGGCAGCUUUGUCUCGUGCGUUUUGGUGGCGGCGGCGCGCACGGACUCUUGUGAACGGCGCCAGCACCGGAAGGCUGGAUCCAUUGUGGCUGUGUCGGCGGCACUUGUGACAAAGUGGCGCGUGGCUGGCAGAGGGUCUGUGUGCCCCGGUCUGGGCUGUCGAUUCAUCGAUGCCAAAGCUAUUGUGCCUGUACUAAACGAAUUGAGCACCGACCCGGGAAAAGACGACGCAGUGGAGGAUUGGCGUUGUCCCGUUCGCAUGAUUUCCUGUCUCCACCCCAAUGCAGUUUCUGCAUACUACUCAUGCGUCAACUUGUGGUGCCGAGGGGGCGCCCUUUGGAGACUGUGGCACAAUAGCUUGGCAGAUGCCGUGUACAAUACAUAAAGCUACUAUUCUAUUUGCAUUGAAAGUUUGACAAUGGCAGAAGUGGCGCUGCACCUGAAUGCCACCAAACUCAACAAAACAGAAAACGGCUGAGACAAAUGAGAAAGACGACACUUGCAAGGAUGCUAGUUUUUGCUAUUGGUACGGUUGGGGGACACAUACAGAGGUCCUGUGUAAGGAGGGCACAGCUCUGUCUGUAUGCGUGUGCGCGUGUAUGCAUGGUGUUUCUUUUUGGCUGUUGCAGUGUAGUGCUGAUGCAAGCACAUGCACAUUGUUUUACAUAGCAUUUCUUCUUGGUGAAUGCACGUGGUGUAUGCAAGCAAGGUAUAUGUAGCCACGCCUUAGCUUACUUCGAGACUUGGGUUGCUGCUGUGUUUUGCGCCUUAGGUGCAUGCACCGUGUUUGGGCUUCGUUAGCAGCACAAGCGGAUGCAGCACUACACCCAGUCAGGGUGCACUAGUGGGUGUUACGGACAGGGGACUCCCAAUGGUUACGGAUGCAGAUCGGGAUACACUCCUUUGCGUAAGCCUCGUAAGUGCUUCUCCCCGGUGUGAUUUAGGGCAUGGGGUGCCACACGGGGUUACGGUGGCGGUGGCAGUGGCAGUGGGAUGGGCGUGCGGUGGUUGCUCUACCUCACACCGAUGACGCCAGGUGUUGGUGUAGGGUGGCUGACAUGAAUAAACGCAUAGGAGGUAGGAAGAGACUCCAUACUAUGAUACUAAGAGUACGACCUCGGUAUUAGCAUGUAAAGGGACUUCCCA